Messenger RNA from Dacryopinax primogenitus, 3090 nucleotides. RefSeq lists its product as uncharacterized. Gene Ontology annotation, cellular component: endoplasmic reticulum membrane. Bases 1 to 3057 code for a protein of 1018 amino acids. Gene Ontology annotation, biological process: GPI anchor biosynthetic process. The transcript has a single exon. The record is from RefSeq and is a predicted model, not a curated record. Lineage: Eukaryota; Fungi; Basidiomycota; Dacrymycetes; Dacrymycetales; Dacrymycetaceae. Gene Ontology annotation, molecular function: mannose-ethanolamine phosphotransferase activity.
AUGGCAAUACUACGUGGACAUGUACUAGGAGUGUUACUGCUCUUAUACAUCUGCUACUUACACUUCACUGGGUUAUUCUUAUUUACUCGAGGAUUUCUACUAUCUCGUCUGGCACUGUCGAACACUGCACCUUCACUCGCUACCACCACUCUCACACCGACGCACAACCGAGCGCUGGUCAUCAUCAUCGAUGCACUGAGAUAUGACUUUGUCACACCUUACCCACCUUCACCUCAUUCAGGGUAUCAUCAUUCUAUCCUUACUGUGCCCUCAGAGAUCACAGCUGAAUACCCUCAGAACUCAUUCCUAUUUCACUCAUACUCAGACCCACCUACUACCACACUCCAGAGGCUAAAGGCGAUCACAACAGGCUCACUCCCAACAUUCAUUGACCAAGGGAACAACUUUCACUCUUCAAGCAUAGAAGAAGACAGCAUAAUACAUCAAAUUGCGUCUUCUCCUCGUUUCCCAAAUCGCGCAUUUAUGGGGGACGACACAUGGCUAUCCAUCUACCCGUCUUCCUUCUCGCCCAACCUCACGCACCCGUUCGAUAGCUUCAACGUCGAGGACCUGCAUUCAGUCGACGAGGGUGUCACACGUUCCCUCCUACCCCUCCUGCGUAACCAAUUCCCCCCCGGAAGCAAAGCAGAAGACCAGCCAUUCCAGUUCCUCGUCGCCCAUUUCCUGGGGGUUGACCAUGUCGGCCACAGGCUCGGUCCAGACCACCCAGCCAUGGCGACCAAGCUGCGCCAGAUGGACAACCUAUUACGGGAAGUUGUCGAUCUCUUACAAGAUGACACGCUCCUCGUCGUCCUUGGCGAUCACGGUAUGGACCCAAAAGGCGACCAUGGCGGAGACUCGGUACUCGAAGUCUCGACCAUGACGUGGUUGUACUCCCCCGGCGCAGCCCUGCACACCCUUCCCUCACCCCUCCCCAGCGAACUCACACCAUACACCACCUACCCUGGAUCCCCAGCCCCAGCCCGCUCAGUCCAGCAAAUCGACCUCCUGCCCUCCCUCUCCCUCCUCCUCGGCCUCCCGAUCCCGUUCAACAACCUGGGCUGCGUGAUCCCCGAGCUCUUCUGGCGCCCUGGAGCGCUGGAAAGCGCGUUACGGCUUAACGCCGCCCAGAUUUGGGAGUACUUCUUGGCUUAUAGAGCUAGUGGGGCCGGUGGGGAGCUGGACGAGGCUUGGGACGGCUUGGAAAGGGAAUGGGUGACAGCGAAGAGUGUUGGCCGGGCGAACGCUGGAACAGGCGCAGGCGACCCAGCCCGUAUCCUAGCGCAACACGCAUUCGUCCGCUCUGCACUCGAAACAUGCCGUUCUCUUUGGGCACAGUUUGACGUGCUCAUGAUUGGCCUUGGCCUGGGCGUCCUCGCGCUUUCUGUCGGCGUGCUGGGCGCGCUGUACAGGACACUGACGCAUCGGCUCGCCUGGGAUGAGCUGGUGAGGCGCGCGCUGAGCUGGGCGGGCGUAGGUGCUACUGGGGGUGCUCUGGCUGGGUGGGCAGUCAAGCGGUUCGUGAGUGUACAGAUGGUUGAAAAGGUCCUCCUCUCGGAUUGGAUGCUCUUCGGGACUUCUUUCGGUAGUGCGGUCUUGCUCCUCCUCAGCCUGCUCCUCCCGUACACCCCGCUACUGCUGCCGAAACUAUCCUUCCCCGCCCUCCUCGCAUUCGGCAUCAUCACCCUCCACGCCGUCUCCUUCUCCUCCAACUCCUUCAUCCUAUGGGAAGACCACGUUGUGCCCUUCUUCCUCCUCACUCUGCUGCUCCCCACCCUCCUGUCCGCUCCUUCCGCCCCGACGAGGACGCUGCAAUACCGCCUGCUCGGGUUCUCCCUCCUGCUCGCAGGCUGCAUACGGCUAAUGAGCAUCUCCACCGUCUGCAGAGAAGAACAGCAUCCCAACUGUCACGUCACCUUCUAUGCAUCCUCCACCACACCCGUCUCCCCAAGCGUGAUCCUUCUUCUCUCCCUGCCGGCAGCCUUCCUCCUCCCCCGGGCCAUCCUCUUCCUCCUCUCCCAGUCCAAAUCCGACCGCGGCCCAGCCCCCCUCUUCCUAUCCUACUACCUCCGUCCCGCACUCCUAGCCUCAGCCCUGUACUGGCUCAUAGAACACCUCGAGUCCUGGCGCGGGCUCAACCCCGAUCGCGUCCCCGCCCUGAAAGCGUUCAGGAUGCUCUUCGCCCGCAUCAGCCUCAGUGCAACUCUUUUCGCCGGGUAUGCAGGGUGGGCCGUCGCACCCCCUUGUGUGGAACUGCAGCUCUUUGAGCCUCCUCCCUCCUCCCCACGACAAGGGAAGCAGCUCAUAGUGCUGGGCUACUCGAACGCCUAUGGUGCACUCUACCUCCUGUUCCUCCUCGUCUUCUUCGCACUCCUGUUCGCUGCCACCCAGCUAACGGGGCAAGUAGUACUCGUCCUAUGGCUCCUCGCCCUCCUCUCCCUGCUGGAGCAGACCGACGCGGGGCGAGACGCUGCCCGCCUAUCCUCCCUCUCCCCAGCAACAGGGCCGAAAAUAACAGAAAUCGCCACCCUCGCCCUCCUCGGUCAGCUCCUAUUCUUCACCACAGGCCAUCAGGCAGUCAUGUCCACCAUCCAGUGGAAAUCUGCGUUCAUAGGCUUCCCAGCUGUUACAUACCCCUUUUCCCCGCUUCUUGUUGGGCUGAACUUUGCGGGACCGGUAUUCCUGUCUGCGCUGGCGGUGCCGUUGUUGGCCAUGUGGCAGGUCUCUCCUGUUAUUACGACAUCCCAGCCGGAGAAGGUCAAAAACACCAGCGCUGACACUAACGCAAACACGAGCGCAGGAAAAGUCCACGUCCUACCCGACACGCUCAAAUCCUGUAUCGGGUUCUCCCUCACCAAUUCCCUUCUCGCCUUGAGCAGCGCCGCCUCCGCAGCCUGGCUUCGCCGGCACUUGAUGGUAUGGAAGGUCUUCGCCCCCCGGUUCAUGCUCGGUGGGGUGAUGCUGCUUGUUGUCGAUCUUGGGCUUGUCCUCGCUGUGGGUGUCGGCUCGGCAGCGACGUGUCAUAAAGUCAAGCGGAUGUUUGGGACGGAGACUUGACCGCGAACGCGAGAUGUGCCAGAGAGCACGCGC